Neospora caninum is the source of this 3033-nucleotide messenger RNA. RefSeq lists its product as hypothetical. NCBI's taxonomy places the organism in Eukaryota, Apicomplexa, Conoidasida, Eucoccidiorida, Sarcocystidae. The coding region runs from base 1 to 3033 and encodes 1010 amino acids. Gene Ontology annotation, molecular function: methyltransferase activity. The record is from RefSeq and is a predicted model, not a curated record. The transcript is spliced from 4 exons.
AUGGCCACGGCGGGAGGGUUGCGUGUCUCCCCCUCUUCUCCCUCGUCGUCGACUUCUUCUCCCUCAUCUUCCCCUUCUUCUUCCUCGUCGUCGACUUCUUCUCCCUCAUCGUUUCCUUCUUCUUCCCCGUCGUCGCCUUCUUAUCCCUCUCCUGCAUCUUCUGGUCCUUCCCUCUCUUCCGCGGCGCUGUCCUUCCGUACCCGCUCGGCCCUCUGCGCCGCUGAGGGCUGCACUUGGCCACCGAGUGUCUCCCUUUCGCCGAGCUCCCCAGCGAGCGGCUUGGGCCUUCGGGCGACGUCGCUCCUCCGCGAGGGCGAGACCGUCUUUCUCGACCGCGCCUCGCGAGGCUGGUUCUCGCCUCUCUUUCGGCAAGGCGGCCGGCUGGCGUCGUCGGCCGAGUUCGUCUUCCCCGCCUUUUGCUGCCAUUGCAGUGCCCCGCUGCCGCUCCGCAGAAGUCUCCUCCGCGCAAGCAGAAAACCGAAAGGGGGGAACAGGCGCCGCCCCCCUUCAGAAAAGAGACUGCCGAGAAAGAAGGGAGGAGAGAUCAACAACAAAAGCGACGAACAACACGUAGACGGAAGUUUUAAAGUGGAGGAAGCAGGCGCGGCAGGUGGAGAAGAAGAGACGGGCACAAGGCAGGCAGAAGAGCGACACAGCACGGACACGGAGUACCACAGCCGCCUCUGUGUCGGGUUCUCGCCUGCGUACGCCGAGCUUUUGCGACGCGCAGCAGAGGCGGAUAACGAGUACUAUCUGGUCGCGGCCAAGAUGUUUGCUGGCGUCCGUUGCCUGCGCCUCCCUGCCUCUGCGAGCGCGCGAUCGCCGGGAGGCGGCGACAAAGAGGGAGAAGCCGAAGGACGUUUCGCGGAGGCUCAAAGUGAGCACUUGGACGACGCGAGAGGAACUCGACCUGCCUGUGACUCGCCUCCGCGAGGGAACUCAUCUACUGAAGAAAAGUGGAAGGAGCGAGGCGGAGAGAGAACUGGAGACAGAAGAACUGGAGGCGCGCAGGAGAGGACGACAUGCGAAGAGUGCGAAGGUUUAGGUGCCGACGCUGACGGCUGUGGACGUUUGAGCGAACACGAGCGAAAAGACGAAAGCGAAGAGUGGAUUGUGCCAUGGGCAGGAUGGCACCGCCGGCCGUGGUGGGAGACGAUGAAGAGGCCGCACUACGCAGUUUCGUCCACGACUGAGGCAGAAGACGAGGCCCAGGAGGAAGAGACGAGCGGAGACGAUGGAGACGGAAGGCUGUCUCCCAUUGGACUGUCGAACGAGGUAGCUUUUGUGUCUUCGAAACCCGAACAAGAUAAGGCGAAAAAAUCGAAAGUGAUGACCGAGGGGGGAGAAGGUAAGGACGAACCGGAGGCAGAGGAACCGGGAAGAGAAGAUGAAGUGCAAGACGAUGGAGAUAGCGAAGAGCCGGCGAAGAGCCCGGCGACGAAGUCGGUUGCCGGGUGUUCCCUUGAGAGUUUUUUCCGCGCGCAAAUCAGAAAGCAAACGCAAGAUAUCCUCGAGCUUCUCUCGAGGCUCCUUCCGGAAUUGAAGGCAGCUGGCGUUUUGACUCUCGACAGCUUUGCCGACGUGAUCGGUCUCAUUCGCAUGAACGCCACUGCGUAUCGUGUAGAUCACCACGAGCUCGCGAGUCUCCUGGAGACCGAGGCAACGCGGCGAGGGAAGAAGAAAAAGAAGAGCGAGAAGAAAGAGAGGGGGAACGACGAGCAGAAGGAGCGAAAGGAGGAGUAUGAGAAGCAAGAGGCCGAGAAGACGACGCACCCGGAGGCGGUCGUAGAGAGGCGAAAGGAGACGAAAAGCGGAGCGAGAAGGCAAACAUGGACGGAGUUCAAGAAAGGACGCGCCAAGGAGAGGAGGCGUGGCGAAGCGAGCGGAAGCUGCGGAAGGGGCGUCAGCGCUUUGCACGGGACAGGCAACCGACGAAGAGAGUCUCGCGUCCUGGAAGCCUGCGAAAACGGAACUGCACGCGGAUGCGGCGGGGACAAUCGCCGAAAGAGGAAAGAAAACGCACCCUGCUCAUCGCUGUGUUCAGUGGAAGGCCUGGCGCUUUUCCCGAUUCAAAGCUGCAUUAACCACUCGUGUUUGCCAAACUGUCGCUGGUUCUACGAGGAAGAACGGGAAGUUGUCGAGAGAAGGCCAGCAAAGGAAAUCCCUGGAGACCGAGCGAGGAAGCGAGAAAGCAAGGCCUCGGGAGCACGCCUGGCGCUCGCUGGCGUGUGGUGUCCCCCCUCCGAAGCCCUUGGCACGGAAGGUCUGAAGCCUCGCAGUGGCGAAGGUCGAGACACGGCGACCGCAAACGGAGACGCGUGGGAGCCCCGCUCGGGGCAAGAAGCGUCGGCCCUUCUCAGUCUGUUUCCUCUGACUCCGAGUUACUUUUCUCUGGCAGUUGUUGCAUGCAGACCCAUUCUGCCAGGAGAAGAAAUCACUGCCGACUAUUUUCGGCCGUGCGAGGCACGCGCGCCAGGCGCGCGUCGCGAACUGCAUGCAGGCUCGUCACUGCGGCCUGAUGUUUCGCCUUCCUUCCAUAAAGGCGAAACCGAAACGGCCGCGAUCGGAGCAGCGAGCGUGGAGAAACGCGAGGCGACUGAAAGAGAACCUCGGGCAUCAGUUGAGGCAGGGGCAGGCAGACAGGGAAGAGCAAGUGAGGCCGCUGGAGAUGCGAACGGAGAAGAGAAAGCUACGAAGCGAGGAGCGACGCCGUGCCUGCGCGUGGCACACCAACAAAGCGACGAGCAAGGAGAAGGGGGACCGGGAGACAGGCAGGAAGGACGGAACAACGGAGGAAGCGAAGCUUCAGGAGACAGUGAAUCUCCGCGCGCGGUGGAGGGGAGUCUCGAACUGCCUCCGUUCCUCCAGCAUCGAUACGAGUGCAUGACUCAUCAGUACGGAUUCAAGUGCUCGUGCACGCUCUGUCGCAACGCCGCAGCUGGAUGGCGUCUGAUUCUCGCGGGGGCUCUAACUCUCCAGGACUGCGAGGAUUUUGCUAGGGAGCGCAAGUUGAGACUGAUCGAAGAACACUGA